Brachypodium distachyon (stiff brome) is the source of this 1293-nucleotide messenger RNA. Its product is annotated as ervatamin-C. The record is from RefSeq and is a predicted model, not a curated record. The coding region runs from base 38 to 1108 and encodes 356 amino acids. The transcript has 2 exons. Lineage: Eukaryota; Viridiplantae; Streptophyta; Magnoliopsida; Poales; Poaceae. Gene Ontology annotation, cellular component: lysosome. Gene Ontology annotation, molecular function: cysteine-type endopeptidase activity.
UCGGCACUCCCCAGCUGAACCAUACAUACAGUAAAUAAUGGCACGGUUUCCCAGCUUGCUCCGCCUCUGCGGCGCGCUGCUAGCGCUCGUGGCCACCGCCAUCGUCCAUGCCGCGGCGGCCGCUCGAGGGGAAGCUGCCGUGGCGGCUCGGCACGAAGAGUGGAUGGCCAAGUUCGGGCGCGUGUACACGGACGCCCAGGAGAAGGCACGGCGGCAGGAGGUGUUCGGGGCCAACGCGCGUUACGUGGACGCCGUGAACCGGGCGGGCAACCGCACGUACACGCUCGGGCUCAACAAGUUCUCCGACCUCACCGAUGACGAGUUCGUGCAGACGCACCUCGGGUACCGGGGCCACCAGCAGGGCGGGCUUCGUCCCGAGGAGGAGAACGUGUCGAAGGUUGCUGCUCUGGGUUAUGGCCAGGCCGACAUGCCGGAGAGCGUGGACUGGAGGGCCCAGGGCGCCGUCACCGGAGUCAAGAACCAGGGCUCUUGCGGGUGUUGCUGGGCGUUCGCGGCAGUGGCGGCGACGGAGGGGCUCGUCAAAAUCGCCACCGGCAACCUGAUCUCCAUGUCGGAACAGCAGGUGCUCGACUGCACGGGCCAGUCCCCUGGCAUGGGCAACACCAACACCUGCGACGGUGGCCACAUCGACGACGCGCUCCGCUACGUGGCCGCGAGCCGCGGCUUGCAGCCGGAGGCAGCCUACGCGUACACCGGCCUGCAGGGCGCGUGCCAGAGCGGCUUCACGCCCAACUCGGCCGCCUCAUUUGGCGAACCCCAGACGGUGACUCUGCAGGGCGACGAAGGCAGGCUGCAGGGCCUCGUGGCCGGCCAGCCGAUAGCCGUAAGCGUGGAGGCUUCGGACGACUUCCGGCACUACAUGAGCGGCGUGUUCACGGCCGGGACCUCGUCGUGCGGGCAGAGGCUGAACCACGCCGUGACGGUGGUGGGCUAUGGGUCUGCGGACGGCGGGCAGGAGUACUGGCUGGUGAAGAACCAGUGGGGGACGUCGUGGGGCGAGGGUGGCUACAUGCGCAUCGCGCGUGGGAACGGCGCCCCCAACUGCGGCAUCUCCGCCUAUGCCUACUACCCAACCAUGGGCAACUGAACAGUACUUAGCUUGUUAAAUCAAUCGGUCUAUCCAUUGUUGCAUCGUAGAGUUUAAUCACGUUAUUACCAUGAAUAAAUGGGAGGGGUUUCCCUCCUUUUCGAGGAAAAAACCAUGCUAAUAGAUGUGCUAUGUGUUAUAUGGAUUCUCAAUAACGAGAUUUCUAAACAAUUAUAUUUAUUUUA